Molecule: messenger RNA, 1147 nt
Organism: Pistacia vera
Lineage: Eukaryota; Viridiplantae; Streptophyta; Magnoliopsida; Sapindales; Anacardiaceae
Product: transcription termination factor MTEF1, chloroplastic
Exons: 1
Coding region: 119-1126 (335 amino acids)
Biological process (GO): regulation of DNA-templated transcription
Molecular function (GO): double-stranded DNA binding
Source: RefSeq, a predicted model, not a curated record
UCUUAUCCUUUACUCAUUCCUCUCUGGCUCUCUCCUCAUAUUCCCUCCCAACCAUAAAACCAAAAACGAAAACAUAAAAACAAAAACAAAACUUCUUCACCAUUGACCAUGUAGUAGCAUGGCAAUGCAGGAAACACUUUCCUCUCCAUUUUCUCACCCUAAACUCCAUUUUCCCUCCACCCACCAUCAUUUUCCCUCCCUUUCUCGCCCCAGAAACCUCCGUUUUCCCUCUUUUUCUUCUAAAACAAUCACUCCUCUUCCAUUUAUACCUCCCAAAUUCACACAAAUUCCAUCUAUGCCGCCACCGCCACCCCCACCCAUACAAACACAACAACCUCCACCCCAUGACUCGGACUCCCCUUCUGAAUUCCAAGAAAAAAUGCUCUAUCUUGACUCCAUAGGCCUCGAUUCUUUCCAACUAAUCAACGAUCAUCCUUCCAUCAUCAAAACUUCUCUCUUCGACAUCAAAUCGACCGUUGAUUUACUCAUAUCUAUCAACCUCACUACAUUCGAGUUCCGCCGAAUCAUCUCCAUCUGUCUCCUAAUUUUAACCACCAAUACCUCAGAUAUCCUCCCAAUCUUCACGUUUCUCCUCCGCGAAGCCAAAGUGAACGGCACUGAUUUGAAUAGAGUCAUCAACCGACGGCCCAGAUUGCUUCUCUGCAGCGUCAAAUCCCGCUUGCGUCCCACCCUAUAUUUCCUACAAAGCAUCGGAAUCGCCGAGGUAAACAAACACACCUACUUACUUUCCUGUAGCGUUGAAGAGAAACUCAUUCCUCGUUUAGAUUACUUUCAAAAAAUCGGCUUCUCACGGCGCGAAACGACGGCUAUGUUCCGUCGUUUCCCUCAGCUGUUUAAUUACAGUGUUCAGGAAAAUUACGAGCCGAAAUUGAAUUACUUUGUGGUGGAAAUGGGGAGGGAUUUGAAAGAAUUGAAAGAUUUUCCACAGUAUUUCUCUUUUAGUUUGGAGAAUAGGAUUAAGCCGAGACACCAAGCUUGUCUAGAGAAAGGGGCUUAUUUUCCGCUGAAUGUAUUAUUAAGAACAAGUGAGGAACAGUUUCGUCAUAGAUUGGAGGUGUGUUGUAAUACUUCUUUGCCGUUAAAAACUUCGCCUUUGUCGUUAUAAAAUGUGAUAUUGAUUCAAUAU